Carassius carassius (crucian carp) is the source of this 1810-nucleotide messenger RNA. RefSeq names its product polymeric immunoglobulin receptor-like. Lineage: Eukaryota; Metazoa; Chordata; Actinopteri; Cypriniformes; Cyprinidae. The transcript is spliced from 8 exons. The coding region runs from base 1 to 1452 and encodes 483 amino acids. The record is from RefSeq and is a predicted model, not a curated record.
AUGACUGCUGUGACACCAGAUGAUGGAGGAGUUUAUUUAUGUGGAGUUUGGAUCAAAAGAGACUCGUGCUCCAUUAGUACUGCUGUUCACCUGCACAUUAUGACUAAAGUGGGCGUGUCUAGAGUGAACGGUUCCUCAGGAGGUCGUUUGAUGAUCAAGUGUGAACAUCCUCAAUACAAAACCAACCCAAAAUACAUCUGUAAAGAAUCAGACGGAUGUUCAGAGAGGAAGAAUCCAGGAGUUCAGGGUGAAUGGAUGGAGAAUGGAGAUGUUUCUUUAUAUGACGACACCAGAGCAGGAGUCUUGAUGGUGUUUUUUAGAGAGCUGAAAGCUGCAGAUGAAGGAACAUACAGGUGUGGAGUGAAAGUAUCUGACUAUACUGAGAGCUUCACUGAGAUACAGCUGAGCGUCAGACACGAUGUAAACUAUCCAAAGAGUGUGACUAAAUCUGUGUAUCCUGGUGGAGAAGUCAACAUCAUCUGUCGGAUCCCAAAGGAGCAUAAAGUUCAUUUCUGCAAAGAAGAUGAUAAUCACAUCUGCCAAAGCAUCAGCUCAUCUAAAGUGACAGAAAUGAGUGGUUCAUCAGAGAGAAAUGAAGAGACAGUUGUUACAGUGAGCAUCAGUAAUGUGAGUGUGAGAGAUGCUGGAGUUUACUGGUGUGGAGCAGAAACCAGAGACACACAUCUGACUUUCAUCUCCCUGAACACUCAAAUUCAGCUCAACCUCAUCAUGGCUCCAGUAGUUAGAGACGAAGGAGAAUCAGCUGAGAUCAUCUGUCCUUAUGAUUCAAUCUAUAAAUCAAAGCCAAAGUCUCUCUGUAAGGGGAAGUGCUCCACUAGAGACAGAAAUCCUCUCAGUGAGACUGUGAGAGAAGAGAAAGAGACCAAGACUGGCAGAUUGACUCUGAAUAAUGACGUCACUGCAGGUGUCUUCACUGGGAGCAUCACUGGACUGACAGCAGAGGAUGCUGGGAAAUACUGGUGUGCAGUGACAUUAGAAACAGAGCUCAAUUAUCUUUACACUCAUCUGAUCGUCAUCAUGAACGAGGAGCUGAACUUGACUAAGUAUGAAGGAGACGACGUGUCAAUCCAGUGCAAACAUCAGGAUGAAGAUCAGAAAAGCUUCUGCAAAGCACAUGAAGCCUCCAUGUGUGUGAAGGAUGGAGUUUCAUUGGAGACGAUCAGAGAUGAUCGAUUCUCUUUCAGUGAUGAAGCAUCUACUGGAGUCUUUACUGUGAACAUCACUGAUCUGAGAGAAGAGGAUUCUGGGAUAUACUGGUGUGGAGCUCACGUCACCACUAAAGUCAGUCUCAAAGUUAAAAUGGAUUUCUUUUUGCUGAACAUGAUUUCUUUGUGUUCCACACUGCUGCUGGUCGGAGGAUUCACUGUGACUGUGUGUAAAGAUCUUAGGGAUGAGCUACUCAUCAGGAGAUCACAGACGAACGUGAAGUGAUUCUCAGGAGCAGAUAUGAUUUAUUCUUCUACUAACCUUCUCACAAUCCCCUGAUGGCUUCUCAUGAUGAUCUGUAAAAGUGUGAUUUGAAGACAAGCACAGUUUUACGAGGCAUUGACUUUAAACACUACUACACUGUAAAACAUGAUGGCCCAAUUAAGUUACAGGAACUUUUUCUCCUUAACUCAAUUUGUCUUUGUAAUUUUUGGAUUUUGAAAUAAAGCUUACACAAGUUGGUUCAGUUGGUACAUCUGAUUCUCUGUAAUUCUCAAUAACAGCAGGUGUUCAUCACUAAUGCACAAUAACUUGUAAAACACAGCUUUUCAAGUUGAAACAAAGAAUAUCUUUAAGUUGAGUU